Molecule: messenger RNA, 1114 nt
Organism: Tuber melanosporum (Perigord truffle)
Lineage: Eukaryota; Fungi; Ascomycota; Pezizomycetes; Pezizales; Tuberaceae
Exons: 2
Coding region: 555-737 (60 amino acids)
Source: RefSeq, a predicted model, not a curated record
CCUACCGUAAUCGCUAUCUCAGCCGCAAUCCAUAACGCUUCCCAGCAUCUCUCAUCCUAACCUACCUCUACCCCAUCACAUACAGCCCACAACUCGCUAUCACGGCCCCGCACCCGUAUCCCCCCCCGAUCGCGACCGACAUAGACAUAUUCCCUACCCCGCCGACAAAACUAUCGCCCAUCUCCUACGCCUUCUGAAUUCUCCAAUAUUCAGCACUUUCUCUGAAUUCGGUACAAGAUCCCCGAACUUGAAAAAGCGAAAUCUCAAGCCACCACCCUGCCCUGGCGUAUCCACAUAUCAGACAUGUCCCCCUCGGGGGAGCGAAAUUCCCCGCAGAUGUUGAAUCGGACACGAAAAUUUGGAACUUUUCUCUUGACACAUCCUUUUCUCCUAAACCCCAAACCUCCUUAAAUCUAGACUCUAAACCAAUAGCAGGUUUACUGACUAACUUGCGAGCGGGUAUGUGUGACGCGAACCGCGAGAAAUUUAGUUAAACAUCUGCCGGACCUAUCGCAAGUUCUACAUAUGCUCGAACCCCCCCCCUCACACCGCAAAUGGCGGUGUGGUCGAUCCCCAAUUACUACAAGAUUGUAAGAAAGGUCCCUGGCGCUUGGACGAUUUCUCCCGCAGCGAGAGCGAUCAUUCCUCCCGGAAACCCUAUCAUACGCCCGAAAAAGAUUUCCCAAGUUCGCCCCGACCGUCGGAAAGCUUGCGAGAGCGAGAGACAAGUUCACUAGAGUGGCGCUGGGACUUGAGGUUGGCUAUUGUCUUGAGCAACGAGGUGCCGAUUAAGUUACCUAGCGAAUUAGACACUCGGUUAUGAUGCCGGCACCGCACUGCACUGUCAAUACAACCGAGUGAUCAACCGCGCAUAAACCCAUCAAACGCUAUCCCUAUACCCCCAAUGGCAAGCACCAUUCUAUUCACCGUCGGCCCCCAGCAGAACCUUAUUCCCAUUCUACCUGUUUCCUGGUCAAGUUAGUAUGCCAGAUUAUAUACAAUCCGAGAAGAAACCCCAAUCAUCACUGUCAUGAGAAUAAAAGCCAUCCCCAGACCGGCGUUCCCAAGGAUGUCCAAAAAUUUCAUGCGCCUCUACCGGAUCAAAAUGGCCUUA